UUUUACGAAAUUAUUUUUAGUAACAAAUAAAGACCGUUUACCUGAGCUCCCUUCAUCUUCCCUAUAAAAAUGUCUAAAACCACGGGAAACUUAAGAUCAUAACGAGCACUCAAACAAAGGAGCAAGAUUGAUCCGUAGAAGAAAAGAUGGGACCUUUUUGCACCCCAAUUUGUAGGGAUACUCGACCAUGUGGUCGACCAUAUUGCACAUACAACAUAGAAGGUGAACGAGGAGAACGAAGCUUUUUCCGAAGAUUCCGAAAUAAUACACAAAGAGAAGAAGGAGAUCUCUUUGCAAGAUAUUUUCAAAACAACUUUGUAGGACAUCAAGAAGAACAAGGAGAAGGAAGAGGAUUAUUCCAAACAUAUUUUCAAAGAAAUAGACGAGGAGGACGAGGAGACCGCCAUCAACCACCACAUUUUGUGAACAAUAUAGGAGGAGGAGGUCGUCAUGGAAUGUAUUUUGAUAGCAAUGUAGGAGGAGAAGGAAGAGGACAUCACCAACCAUACUUUGUGAACAACAUCAUUGGGGACGCUGGAGGCACAGGUGAUGGUGCAAGUGGUGUUGGCAGUGGAGUUCCGAUCUACCAAACAACAGUUGGACCAGGGGAUGUACUCUUUCUUAGACCAAAUUGAAGUAUAAUUCUUCAACAUGGAAUUAGAUGUACUUCGUGUAUGAGUGGUUUUAAUGUAAUACUAAAUAUGUGGAUUUGAGUUUGUAUGA
Messenger RNA from Asparagus officinalis (garden asparagus), 723 nucleotides. RefSeq lists its product as uncharacterized. The coding region runs from base 147 to 635 and encodes 162 amino acids. The record is from RefSeq and is a predicted model, not a curated record. The transcript has 2 exons. NCBI's taxonomy places the organism in Eukaryota, Viridiplantae, Streptophyta, Magnoliopsida, Asparagales, Asparagaceae.